Thecamonas trahens ATCC 50062 is the source of this 1073-nucleotide messenger RNA. RefSeq names its product beta-keto acyl reductase. The record is from RefSeq and is a predicted model, not a curated record. The transcript has 2 exons. Bases 53 to 1054 code for a protein of 333 amino acids. NCBI's taxonomy places the organism in Eukaryota, Apusomonadida, Apusomonadidae. Gene Ontology annotation, molecular function: oxidoreductase activity.
GACACCCAACUGUAUUUUUAUCUGUACAACUACGUACACUUUCCUCUUGAUAAUGGAGACUGUUACCAUGGUGCUGAACAAGGUCCAUGGACUGGUGGGCCUGCCCGAGUCGGUCGAGCUCCCGCUGGCUGUUGAUCUGCUCAUCCUGGUGGGUGCCGUCAUUGUGGCCAAGUCGCUCAUGGGCAUGAUCAAGGCAUUUUACGUCUACUUUAUCCGCCCGGGCAAGAACCUCCGCAACUAUGGCGAGUGGGCCGUGGUGACCGGUGCCUCGGAUGGGAUCGGCAAGGCGUACGCGGGCGAGUUUGCGCGUGCUGGGCUCAACGUGGUGCUCAUUUCGCGGACACAGUCGCGGCUGGAUGAGGCUGCGGCGGAGAUUGCGGCCAAGUCGCCCAACGUGGAGAUCAAGACGAUUGCGGUGGACAUGGGGUCGGGCAAGGAAUCUGGCAUCUACGAGACGAUCGAGGCUGAGAUUGGCUCGCUCAACGUGGGCAUUCUUGUCAACAACGUGGGCAUGUCGUACGACCACGCCGAGUACUUUGACCUGCUGGACGACUGGCGGGUGGAUACGAUGGUGGAGCUCAACGUGGCGGCCAUGAACUGGAUGACCAAGCUUGUGCUUCCGGGCAUGAAGGAGCGCAAGUCGGGCGCGAUUGUCAACAUCUCGUCGGCGGCCGGUACCAUCACCGACCCGCUGUACGCGGUGUACUCGGGGACCAAGGCGUACGUCGACUUUUUCUCGCGGGCGCUCAACGUCGAAUACGCCCAGUACGGCAUCGACGUCCAGUGCCAGAUUCCGUUCUUUGUCACUACCAAGCUCGCCAAGAUCCGCCGCUCCUCGCUCUUUAUUCCCACGCCUGCCGGCUUUGCUCGUGCCUCGGUCUCCAAGAUCGGCUACGAGGCCUCGAUCGUUCCGUUCUGGGCCCAUGCCCUCCAGGCCUACAUCUUCUCGCUCCUCCCGGUGCGGGUUGCCAACGCCAAGCUUAUGGGCGACCACCUGUCGCUCCGCAAGCGCGCCCUCCGCCGCAAGGCCGAGAAGGCUGCCAAGGGCGAGUAAAGAUCACCUGGGUUUUUCA